Hordeum vulgare subsp. vulgare (domesticated barley) is the source of this 1809-nucleotide messenger RNA. RefSeq names its product cytochrome P450 76M5-like. Lineage: Eukaryota; Viridiplantae; Streptophyta; Magnoliopsida; Poales; Poaceae. Bases 101 to 1774 code for a protein of 557 amino acids. The transcript has a single exon. Gene Ontology annotation, molecular function: oxidoreductase activity, acting on paired donors, with incorporation or reduction of molecular oxygen; monooxygenase activity; iron ion binding. The record is from RefSeq and is a predicted model, not a curated record.
AGUCGUAGCACUUGUGUGAAGCAGCGAUGAGUUUGAUCCACCCGUGACCCACACACGGGUGGAAAAUCCAACCCAGUACUAGCACUAGCAAACAAACAAAAUGGAACCGGCCUCAACUGUGCGAUCUGCUGCAUAUGGAGAUGGCCUCAACCCGCCGACGGACUCCCGCCUGAGCAGCCCGCACCACCACCACACGAACGAGCCAAUGGAGAUGGAGCUCUGGCCAUGGCCGAUAUGUGCGGCGCUGGCGGUCGCCACGCUCCUCUACUACCUGGCCAGCCCGACACGCAGCCGCAGUGCGGGCACGGGGCGGAUGCGGAUGCCGCCGGGCCCCACGCCGCUGCCCGUCGCCGGCAACUUGCUCAACCUCCGCCGCGGCAACCUCCACCACACGCUCGCGCGCCUCGCGCGCGCCCACGGCCCCGUCAUGACGCUCAAGCUCGGCCUCACCACCGCCGUCGUGGUGUCCUCGCGCGACGCGGCCCGGGACGCGUUCACGAGGCACGACCGGCGCCUGGCCGCGCGCGCCGUCCCGGACGCCACGCGCGCGCUCGGCUUCGCCGACCGCUCCAUGGUGUGGCUGCCGAGCUCCGACCCGCGAUGGAAGGGCCUGCGCGGCGUCGCGGCCGCCCACGCCUUCUCCCCGCGCGCCCUCGCCGCGGCGCGCGGCGUGCGCGAGCACAAGGUGCGCGACAUGCUGGGCCACCUCCGCGGCCGCGCCGGGAGGGAGGUGGACGUCGGCCAGGCCUUGUACGCCGGGGCGCUCAACCUCGUGUCGAGCGCGCUCUGCUCCGUCGACGUGGUCGACAUGGGCGCCGCCGAGCCGGGGCAGGGCGUGCGGGAGCUCGUGGAGGACCUCGUGUCGGUGAUCGCCAAGCCCAACGUCUCCGACCUCGUCCCUUUCCUCCGGCGGCUCGACUUGCAAGGAUGGCGUCGCUGGUCGGCGACGCGCAUGGAGAAAAUCCUGCGCGUAUUGGACGGCAUAGUCGACCGUCGUAUGGCAUUGGCAGCGGCGGCUUCCAACGCCUCGACGGAGGAGAAGCUUUCUCACGGUGACUUCCUGGACGUGCUCCUGGAGCUCCUCUCCACGGGCAAGAUCGCCCGCGACGGCCUGACAGCCCUACUGUUCGACCUCUUCACGGCCGGGAGCGACACCAUGGCGAUCACUGUCGAGUGGGCAAUGGCCGAGCUGCUCCGGAACCCGGGCGUCAUGGCCAAGCUCCGCGCGGAGAUAGACGGCGCUCUCGGCGGCAAGGAGACCAUCGGCGAGGCCGACGCGGCGGGCCUGCCGUACCUCCAGGCCGUGGUGAAGGAGGCCAUGCGGCUGCACCCGGUGGCGCCGAUACUGCUGCCCCACCGCGCCGUGGAGGAAGGCGUGGAGAUCGGCGGCUACGCCGUGCCGGAGGGCUCGACGGUCAUCUUCAACGCGUGGGCGAUAAUGCGGGACCAGGCGGCGUGGGAGAGGCCCGACGAGUUCGUGCCGGAGAGGUUCCUGGGCACGCCGGACCGGGUGCCGGUGGACUUCCGGGGCAAGGCGUUCGAGUUCAUCCCGUUCGGGUCCGGCCGGAGGCUGUGCCCCGGCCUGCCGAUGGCGGAGCGCGUGGUGCCGUUCAUCCUGGCCUCGCUGCUUCACGCUUUCGAGUGGCGGUUGCCGGACGGCGUGUCGGCGGAGGAGCUGGAUGUGAGCGAGCGGUUCACCACCGCCAACGUGAUGGCUGUCCCGCUCAAGGCCGUGCCCGUCGUGGUCACCUUAUCAAUGGACGUCACAACGUGAAAGUACACGUCGCAGUCUUUCUCACCAAGAUUUCG